AUGGCGGACCCCGUAAGAAACAUCAUCAUUAAGCUUGGAAGCAAGGUACAUCUUCCGGCGGCAGCCCUCAAACACAUUCAGACGCUUCUACAGUUGGCUAUGAAGAAGAAGCUCAAGCUUGAUCCUCUGCUUCGCGACGAGAUUCUGGUGACUGUUAUGACCAACUAUCCAGAAUUUUAUGCUGAAUGGUCGGCAGAUGAUGUAACUGAACUUCUUGUAUUGGUCGCCGAAGCCAGUGAUGACGUCUCUCCAGUGUUUAUUCCAAAACCCUUCGAUGGAAAUUGGGCAGGGGCAUUCCUUCAAUUUUUUGCUCAACGUGCCCUACAAUCUGUUGAAGAAGCUCGACGUCGAGAGGAGUCCCAAGCUCUGUAUCUUGAAGCUGCUCAGAGAGAAGCAACACACAGACAGGAGAUUCUUCGACAACGGGUAAAUGAUUCUGAAACUCCUAUUGAAAUUUCUCCUGAUAGACCUGUUGAUUCUUCUAUUCCAUCGUCUGUGUCUGUUUUGCCUGAAAAUCUAUCUGCUUUGGGUUCCGAGAAGUCCCCUGUGAAUGGCAAUCUUCUAUCUUUGCCUGUGACUAAUGUUGAUGAUGAAAAAUCUGAUGCGUUGCGUGUGUCUGAUGAGAAAACAAAGUCUUCUGAUGAGCCAAAUCCACUAAGUCUGGUUGUUUACGCUUCUAAGAAUAUUGCUCUGCCUCCGUCUGAAACUGAUAAUGUCUCUAAAGAGUCUUGUCCUACUGUUGAUCCUCCUGCCUUACCUACAACUGUUAAACCUGUUGAUUUAUCAAGUCCCCACAAGUCUGAAAAAACAGGUGGCGUUCCUGUUUACACUGCAACAUCUUUAGGAGAAAGCCUGGAACAUGUGCGACAUUUUGCUGGAUUACCAUCUGCUUCAAUCCCUCAACCUUAUCGAGUGAUACACCCUUCCGAAUCCUCCAGUGAAGAUGAUAAGAUACUGGCUGAGAUAUCAAAUAUUGUUGGGAGCUCAUCUGCAAAUGUUUUUGAGUCUAGCCACUCGGUCACUCCUGUUCAGUCCCCAUCCAGAGAAACAAGACGGACAAAAAGGAAGAAUGUUCCAACAAAGGUUGUUGUUGAAACCAGUGCUGAUAAUGUAGAUGUGGAUCAGCCUGUGAAAAAGAGAAAGUCGAGUGAGAUUGCUAAGCCUGAAGGAGACCCACCUAUCCACCAAGUUUUCAAGACUCUACGUUCCUCUGUUAAGCAACAAGGAACUACUGCUGCUCAAGCUACUUCUGCACCAGCCCCCUCUGCUAGAAAAGGGAAACCUACUACAAGGUCAAGAGGUCGAAGUGUAACUCCGGAGGUUCCACCUAUUGAAGGAAUUGAUUCUACUGUUUACAAACCUCAGUUUGUAUCAACUGCUGCACAAACAAAAUGGGCCACUAUGGUCAGAAGGGAGCUGAUUGUUCAAAGAACUGUGGAUAAGAAUCAACUGAACUCCGUUUGUGAUAUUCUGCCCUUGCUGAAUGAAGUUGGUCUUUUGAAAACUGUUACAGAUGUUUUCCCUUACUCCAAGCUGCUCACAUAUGAGUUCUAUUGCAAUCUCAGUGAUGAGAUUGACAGUCUCAUAGGGCCACGACCGAUGCAAAUCCUCAUCAGAGGGAAGUGGUAUGAUUUUGGGCCAGAUGUAAUAAAUAAAUACUAUGGCUUGCCUACAGUGCAAGAAGAAGCUGUUACUGAAUGGGACGUGGUGGCCAAAACUCUUACCGGUGGACAUACUACAUCCUGGCCUACAGGAGAUAAGGACUAUUUGCUGAGCUCGCAUCUCACGUCUAGAUAUGUCAUCCUACAUCGCCUGGCUCUGCACAACUGGCUUCCAUCAGCUCAUUUCAACACAGUUGGCAAGCUUCUGGCAGGGUUCCUAUUUAGAAUUGGAACUAAGAUGCAGUGUGAUCUGGGCAAAUGGAUUUUUUAUCAUGUUCUAACUCUGAUUCAUCCCCGGGAACAGAAGGUAAGACUACCGUUUCCAAAUCUGAUUUUUGGCAUCCUUACCUCUCAGGGUCUUAAGGCUAUGCCCAGCGAAGUGAUCAGUCCGACGCUGCUGUAUACUGUUGAUAAACAUCUUCUCUCUGGAGAUCAUAUUAAGGAUGUUGUUCCUGUGACUGCCCCAUCCAAUUCGGAACCUGAUGCUGUGAAUGAUGAGUCUCCUCAUGCUAAAGAUGAGAAGCUUUCCGAACAAUUGAAGGCACGAGUUGCUGAUCUUGAGACGGUGCACGGCAUCAUUGCCAAGCAACUGACUGGUGCGCGCACUGAGCUAGCUACUGUUCUUCUCCGCAUGAGCUUGUCUGAUACUGCUGCUGCUGCUGAGGAUCCUGUGAAGUCUGACUGUGGCUCUCCCUCAAAUGCUUAA
Messenger RNA from Ipomoea nil (Japanese morning glory), 2367 nucleotides. RefSeq lists its product as uncharacterized. NCBI's taxonomy places the organism in Eukaryota, Viridiplantae, Streptophyta, Magnoliopsida, Solanales, Convolvulaceae. The coding region runs from base 1 to 2367 and encodes 788 amino acids. The record is from RefSeq and is a predicted model, not a curated record. The transcript has 2 exons.